AUGGUAGAUAUGUUAACUACUAAUAAACAAUCAUUUAUGGAUGCACCAAUUCCGAUUCCAAUAAAAUCAAGACCAAUUAAAACCGACAAACCAAGACCAUUUUUGUGUUCAAUAUGUACAAGAGGCUUCGUUAGACAAGAACAUUUGAAAAGACAUAAAAUAUCACAUACUAAUGAAAAACCCUUUUUAUGCAUAUUUUGUGGUAGAUGUUUUGCUAGAAAAGAUUUAGUGUUAAGGCACCAAUAUAAACUACAUCCUUCUUUAAUAAGUAAAAAAGAAGCAAUUAAUGAUACUGUCUCAGAAAAUGAGGGAACUGUAAAUAACACGAAUAUUGUCAAAAUCGCAGGAAAUAAGAAAACUAUUCUUCCAACACCAUUAAAUCCUCUUGGUAUGACAGCUGCUGAGUUAAAAAAACAAAAUAAGAUUGAUAAAAGAAAUCACACAAUGCUUAAAGGAAGUUCCAAAAGAAUAAAAGAUAUUAAAACGGACAUGAUUAAGAGAGAACUUGAUAGCAGUAACGCUGACAAUAAUAUAAGUAUCCUUAGUGACAGUAGCUCCGAAAUUUCAAAUUCUGUUAGUCCAACAUAUGUGUCACCUACUGGUAACUUGAAGGCACCUCCUGAGAAAUUUAGAAAAAGACAUGCAUCCUUCUCAGCAUCAAAUGUAUAUACCUAUAGACCAGACAAUUUACAAGUUCCAUUUCCAGAAAAAGAUGAAAAUGAGAUGGCAAUCGAUACUCCUCAUCAAGUAGGAUUUUCUACUCCUCAAGUGACUCCUAAUAGAUUGUUAGAAAAAGUUUUUAAUUCAGAUUAUCCAGAAAAUGAUCCAUUCCAAUUUAGUUUGGAUGAUCCUCUCCUUCAAAAUGUAUACAAUGAAAAAUUCGAUGGAAAUCCAUUAAUACAAGGUAAUCAUACCAACGUGAACGGCUCACCUUUACAAGGAAAUACUGAUGGUAAUGCUUAUUUAAGUUCCACACAAGAUGAUAUAUUAUCUAAUCCAAAGCUUCGUAACAGUGAUGGUGUUUUAAAUAGCUCAUACAUUCAUUCAGCAUCAUUCUUAUCAUUAGCUAAUCUGUUGACGAAUAGUUCAAUAGGUCAAGGUGGUUAUUCUAAUAAUAGCAUGAUAUUUAACAAUGUUGGUAUCAAUAAUCAUUCAACAAGUAUGAGUAACUUGUUUGAUUACUUUAGUAAUCCUAGUGAAUUGAAUUUAGCUGAUAAAAAUAAUUUAACCAAUAAUCAAUCUAUUAAAUCAUUGAAGAACAAUAAUAAUUUAAAUGAUAAUCAACUAAAAGUUGAAGCUAAUAAUUCAAAGUUACCUAUUUUAAAUAAUAGAGAUAACUUUGAUGAUAAAUGGUUGGAUGAUUUUUUGACAGGCAAUUCUCAAUUCCAAAAUGUGGAUCUCGAUAAAUUCAAAUUAUCUUCAAAGCAUUUUAAUGAUAUUGGCUUUGUCAGCCAAAAUUAUAGUCCUUCGGAAGACUCUCAGAACAAUUCCAAUGCCGUUUCUCCAAGAGUUGAUCCACGUCAUCUAAGUUCUGAAACAAUUUCCUUGGAAAAUACAGUGUCUCCACUAACUGAUUUAGGUACGGCAAAUGACUCAAGUUUACCAUCUUUUGUUACUGAUAUUAAUAAAAGUAAUAUCUUAACAGCUAACAAUCCAAACAAACUCAAAUAUAUCAAUAAUGGAAGAAAAAAUAGUGUCGUUACUCAAUUUUUUAAUAACCGUCAACAUGCAGUUUUCAAUGAAGACUGUCAUUUCAUGAAUGACAGUCUUCAUUCUGCAGAAGGAGCAAAUAUGUUUAACUCGAAUUUACGAACCAAGCAGGAUCCAAUGAAUAAUACAAAUAAUAUCAAAUAUCCAGAAUUUACUGAAGAGAUUCGUACCUACAUAAUAAGCAGUAACAGUUUAUCUGGAGAGUUAUUCCCUACAGUUGAAGAAUUAAAUUCAUAUACAAAGCUAUUUAUUAUUAAAUUUCAUAGUCUUUUCCAGUUUAUCCAUAUUCGUUCUAUUGAAAUCAAACCUGAUAAUUAUACCUUUAUUUUAUCAUUAACAGUCAUUGGAGCACUACACUCUUUCCAUUCCACACACGCUAUGCUAUUAUCAAGAAUUUGCUGGACUCAAAUCAAAAAUAUUAUAAAUAAGCUUAGCCAAACACAUAACUAUGCGAAUACUCCUCUAUGGGUAAUUCAGGCAAUGAUCUUGCUUAUCUUUGUCAACAUUUUUAAUAAUAAUUUGAGUGUUGAUCAAAAGAAGAUUAUUCAUGCUCAAAUUAGCACAUUGGUGGAGUUGAUUAAAGUAACAAAAAUCAACCUACCAAUCGAAAGCGUUGAAAAACCCCCAAUUCAAAGUAAUCAUGCUAUGGACUACCAGGACCAUCCUGAGAACUUAUCUAAAUAUUUGGCUCAGUUUAAUACUUCUGAACAAAUUGACAAAGAUUUCCAAUAUUUUAUCAAGGCUCAACAACGUAUUAGAACAUGCCAUGUCUUUUUAAUUGUUUCUAUCAUGUUUACAAAUAUGGCCGGUAUCGAGUGUUAUUUCCAUUCAACUGAUGUCAAAUGUGGUAUACCUUGUUAUCUUCCAGAGAUGUUCGACUGUAGUGAUUCUGUACAAUGGUAUGAGAUGUUACAGAAAAAUAAAAUUAGAUUAGACUCGAAGUUUGCUCUACUAGAACUAUGUAAUGGAGGUGAAACGUAUCAAAAUUGUUUGAAUUACUUGGCAAAUGGCAAUAAAUUCUUUUAUGAAAAUGAAAAAUUAUCAUUUAAGACAUUAUUAUCAUUAUUGAUAGGUAUACAUGAAAAGAUAUUUUUGGAAAAUAACAAGUUAGCACUUCAAUAUGAUAGAAAUUCAUUAGAAGGUGAAAUACAAUGGAGAUCAAACUCUAAACCAAUCAUUGAUUUUGCCAUGAAAAACUGGGAGGCUUUAUAUGUAAAGAAUGGCGGUGUUUUAGCUACUGCAGAUGCUGAACUAAUUAAAAGUUUUACUGCAACGAAUAUUGAAGCGUUACUGAUUAUCCCAAUGCACUUAUUGGCAUGUAUUCGUAAAUGUGUUAAUAUUACUCCUAUAAUGAGCACAAUAUAUCAACAAGAUUGGGGUAAGUUGAAUAGAAUUUUGGAGAAUAAAUUUUUUUACUGUGACCUUGACUCUGUGCAUGAGGCUACUGAAUAUUCAUUAAUGGCCAUCAAUUUUUGGAUUGAAACUGUAGCUGUUGUUGAUAAUGCACAGAAGACAUCUAAAAGAACUCCAAUUUUUUCUGUAAUGAGUAUUUUUGUUUCUAUAUUCAUCAUUGCUGAACAAAUGAAGAGAAUUGAGGACUGGGCUUUUACUAUUACUAACGAAGCAUUGACACCAAAUUCCUUACCAUCUAUGUUAAAACCAUCUGAUAGAAUGAUGUGGUUAAAAUGUGAACAAAUUUUGAAAAAAAUUGAAUUAUAUCAACUACCAAAAGGUUACAAUAAAGAGACGUAUUCUGAAUUUUUAAGAACUCAAGCUAAUGGUGCUUUAGAUGUUGAUGUAUUAAACGAUAAAUUAGCUAUAUAUGCAAUGGAAUCCUCCACAAACAUUCAAGAAACAGCAAAUGUCAUCAAGAAGGCAAGUCUAUCGACAAGAAGUUUAUACCUUGGUGUAAGAAUAUUAGGUGAUGCUCCUAUAUGGCCAAUUGCAUUAUUGUUAGCACAUGCAUUACAGUCGAGAGCUAUUUAUGUAAGAGCAAACUACAAUAUUCAUAAUUCAUAUAUGAACAACAUUAGCAACCAACUAUUUGAUUCUAUGAAUGUCGAGACAUAUUACAACUCAGUAUUACAUUCAACAGACCCAGGUAAUGAAAUUCUUAAGAAUUCCAAUACAUUUAAUCAAUUAGAUAACACAACUAUGAACAUAAAUAACACCAAUAAAGGUUUCCAAACGGAUUCAGAUGAUGAUGGAAUACUAAGAUUUUAG
Messenger RNA from Tetrapisispora phaffii CBS 4417, 3933 nucleotides. RefSeq names its product Tda9p (gene TDA9). Gene Ontology annotation, molecular function: DNA-binding transcription factor activity, RNA polymerase II-specific; RNA polymerase II cis-regulatory region sequence-specific DNA binding. The transcript has a single exon. Bases 1 to 3933 code for a protein of 1310 amino acids. NCBI's taxonomy places the organism in Eukaryota, Fungi, Ascomycota, Saccharomycetes, Saccharomycetales, Saccharomycetaceae. The record is from RefSeq and is a predicted model, not a curated record. Gene Ontology annotation, biological process: regulation of transcription by RNA polymerase II. Gene Ontology annotation, cellular component: chromatin.